Xiphias gladius (swordfish) is the source of this 3261-nucleotide messenger RNA. It is a transcript of the gene cdca2, whose product is annotated as cell division cycle associated 2. Gene Ontology annotation, cellular component: chromosome; nucleus. Bases 408 to 3122 code for a protein of 904 amino acids. The transcript has 15 exons. Lineage: Eukaryota; Metazoa; Chordata; Actinopteri; Istiophoriformes; Xiphiidae. Gene Ontology annotation, biological process: regulation of chromosome segregation; regulation of mitotic nuclear division. The record is from RefSeq and is a predicted model, not a curated record.
CCGGCCAUGGUCCCGGCCCCUUUCAAGCCUUUAAAAAUACGGAAGUUAGUUCCUCCGAACGAUACAGUUUCCCAGUUAUUACCGACGUUUCUAACAACACACGUCGUUAUUAUUCAAAAUUUAACAUGUGUAAAUAAGAUUACAUAGUACACGGAGUGUUUUGAAAUUAUACAAGUGUUUACGAGUGUAGCAGAGUUUUCCGCGGAGGAAUCCGUACGCUGCCGCCACUCCACUCUGGCGUGGAGCGUAAUUUGAAUCGUUCUCUGCUGCUUUUUUUUUUUUAUCGUUUCUGUUUUGUAGGAACAUCUGUUGAGAUAUAAUUGGCCUUUUAUGACAUCGUAGUUUAUAUGUGUUUUUAUAUGUAUUUUAACAGCAGAAACCCUUAUGAUUCACGUUAAAUUGACAAGAUGGCUACCAUAGAGAUGAACACUGCUGGCACUGAAGGAGAUCCGAAGAAGAAGAUGCUGUCCCCCGCAGAAGAGGAUGUCCCUCCUGUUUUAAAUGGCACCCCAGCCCCCCUGAAUUUCUCUGAGCUCACGCCUUGUCAGUUUGGCAUCUCAGUCCAGAGUUUUACCCCAGCAGCAUCAUCAAACCGCAAAGAUAAGUCUCGUCUAGCACAAAUAAAGGCAAGGCGGCGAUCCAGCAUUGGUGUCCGGGGCUCCCCAGAGACAAACUCCCUCAUCCGUUUCAUGGCGCAACAGAGGAUGAAGACUCCAACAACCCACCAAACUCCAGAGCAUGUCAGAAGUAGCCCCUUCCUUCCCCGGGUCACCUCCACGCUGAGGCAGAAGAUGGCCUCCUUCCAGAGCCUGAUGGAUGUGGAGGAGAGUGUGGUCUGUGAUCCUAUGCCAAGGCAGGACAGCAACACUGGAGGAUGCAUCAAGACAAGAGAUUAUCUGUCUGAUGGGAACAGCAAGGAGAACCACCCACCAACGAUGACACCCACACCCAGAAAGAGGAGGUGCCUGGGCCCCCUUGAAAGCUGUGAGGUGAAGAUUAGAGAGGCCAGCGCUCCUAUCCUGCCCUUCAAUUUGAAGGAGCAGGAGGAGGAUAAAGAGCCAGUGAUGCAGAUUUUGACACAAGUACCACUGCUAUCCAGUGAGGCUGUGGAAGAGGCCCAAGCCUUGCUAAUUUCCCCACCCCUACAUGUUGACUUUGAGAUCCAGGCCUGUUCCCCUACUAAGAACCUACAGGAUGGUGUCUUUGAACUCCAAAGCCCCAGCCGACCACCGCCUGAUGAUCCUGCAGCGGCUUCACCAGCUCUUCCUGGUUCCCCCUCCCACAUCCCCUCCCUUCCUUCUCUGCUGGAGAUGAAGCCCCCAGGAGAGGAUGACUUCACUGGGAUGUCCGCGGUUCAGAAGAAAAAGAAGGUGCGCUUUGGAGGUCCGCUCUCCCCAGAGUUCUUUGAUAAGAACCUGCCCCCCAGCACCCCAUUACAGAAGGGGGGCACACCGGCCCGAGCACCCACACCAGGUGGGAGCUUACAGCUGCGCUCAGUGUUGAAGACGCCACAGAGGAAUGAAUCCCAGACACCACAAGCUCAGCGAGACCUCAGCAGCCCCACUAUGUUUGGUGCCUCGCCUACACUUGCGAUGCCUCGCAACUGCAGAAUGCAGUCGGUGGGAGAGGACAGUGAAAAGGAUGGAAAGAUUGUUUUCCAUUCAAUGGAGGAGAUUGACUCUGCAGCGACGAUUGAUACAGAAUAUACGUGGGACUCCCAGCCGUUGAAUUUAAACACUGCUUUCCAUGAGGAGUCUCUUUCGCAGAUAGUGACAGAGUCUGAGACUAAACCCAGCACAACCUCCAAGAUGGAUGUCCUGGGUGAGCUUGCAUCCUUGCCAGAGAAGGAGAAGCAACUUGAAGCAGUUGUUGAAGCUCCAACUCCAGUCAGAUCGAACAGUAGAAGGAAAAAGCAGCCAGAACCAGUGUGUGAAUCUACCAGUGAGGCUCCCGCUCGCUCCAGCAGUCGAAAGAGAAAGCAACCACAGGAGAGCGAACCUGCGAAGAGGUCGACACGCUCUGCUGCCAAGUCAGCCUCUGGGAAGAUGAAGAUGACUUCCGCAACAAUGCGUCGGUGGAACAGGGACGUGGACCGCUCCCUGUAUGGCUCUCGGGAAUUUGCCUCCAAGAACCCCACCCUGAGUCCCAUCACUGAGAGGCUGUCCUUCAUCAGUCAGUCUCCAGCAGCACAGCAGACUCCCUCCACGAGCUGCACAGGACAUGAAGCCCCAAACCCAGAGACCCACUUGAACUCUGAGAAGGAUAACGACACUCAAGCAAUAGGUGACCUCACUGUGACAAAUGCUUUGGAUAAUCUUCCCACCUCCAGUAAAAAAAGCACCACUGGGAAAGGCAGGAUGUUCUCAGGGCAGAGGGUCAGAGGGAGAGGACUGAAGAAAAGGAAGGUCAGUGUUGCUGACUGUGACUUGCUCAGUGAGGAGCCUCAGGACCAAACUGGAGGAAAGACAGAGGAGCACUGUGAAGACCAAACCACUACAAACCUUGAGACAUCAAGGGAAACCCCACUGAACCAGACUGUCUCUGAACAGGGAGUAAUUGACACUGAACUUAAUGCCCAGACUUCUGCAGAUACACCCAGCACAGACUUAGACGGGAAAUCAGAAGGUCAUGACGGUCUAAAUGUCAGCCCACCCUCAGACAAAGAACUCAACUCUACUUUUAGUCAGGGCAGGAGGAACUCUGUAAACGCGUCAGUCCUACAGGAGCAGGAGGACCAGGUAGAGGAGCACCAAAAGAUCCAUGAAGUGGAGGAGAACGGACAUGGACACCAAGCAGCAAGCCAGAUUGAAAACAACAGCAGGUCAAGCUCAAACAGCCAGGAAAAGGAGGAAGUAGCUGAGUUGGACCUUGCCCACUGGCAGGCUGACUUUAAUUUUGAAGAUGUAUUCAAACCGGUCACCACUAGAGGGCAGCGCUCUGUACGCCGCAGCCUGAGGAACCAGGCUGUUUACAGCAACAACAGUGCAGGUCUGGCCUGGCUGCCUCAGACCUCCCCAGAAUCCUGUAAAGAGGCCCGCAGGAGGACCCGGGGCCGACGGCUCAGUGCUGCUUUACCUGUCCAACCUUCAAUGUCUGAGGAGAAACAAGACAACACUUCAUGAAACUUUAAAUUGAUCACAUGGGACACUGUCUGCUUACUUAAAAGGGGAUAGCAUUGAUUAUGCAUUCAUUAUACUGUCAUACAGACAUACCUAACCACGCUGUUUUCGUAAAAUUAAAUGGAAUGACUUUCCAAAACAA